AUGCCGUCCGAUGACCCGCCCGCUGCUGACGGCAGCUUCCUGUCUUCAGAGAAAUCAUAUCUGCCUGUGGAACUGCAUGGAAUCGACCCAGAUCGUGGACGGUUUCGUACGGGCGACCGUGAAGAGCUUACACAAGAGGCUUGCCAGUCUGCUCACGAUAAAGCAGAGACGUGGAGGUCUUCCGACGAUUGUGUGCGGCUGAUGCAAGUUCGAAAUUCCGUUCAGGUCGACGAAAAUUUUCCCGGUGCAACACUAAAUUCAAGGGAGAGUCAGAGUUCCAUAGACGCGGCUGAGAAACAGCUCGAGCCGGCGUCUGCAACGGCAACUGGGAGCGGAGAGAGGCAUGUUAAGUCAUACAUUCUCAAGCGUCAUGUGGAGGAAUUUCACCCCGCAGAAAAAAAGGGUAUGGAAGAGCUCUGCCAAGGCGUAGAUGUGAAGGCAUUCCAGGAUCCUGAUGACCAAAUUCGACAGCGCGGCGUCGAGAAAGAAGAGAUACUACAGUUUGUUGGAGGUGAAGAAAGAUCGGGAGACGCGUCAGAAAGCCUCGAGAGAACAGGGCAGUCACCGACCGGAUUGAAAGAGGAGUCUGCCCCUGAAUCUUUCUCAUCUUUAGAAGAAGCAUUCUUGGCGAGCCUGCAUGUCAUUUCGGAUCUCAGGGAGGCAGUUCAGUUGUUGCUGAGCGUUCGCUUGACGCAUGCCAGUGGAACUGCGCCGGAGAAUACAUUGGGGGAACACCAGGCUAAGCAAGCAACUGAGCGAGCAGCCCAAAUUGCGGCCAGGACAGCUACUUUCAGCUGCCUACCUCACGCCUAUGAAGCACUGCUAUCUGGUGCUAGGGACGCCAAUAUUGGCGAACAUGCUUUUGAAAGCGACCCUGUAUGUUCAUCGAAUCAGACGCACAUGACAGAGAUGCAGGGAGCCGACUCUUCUGCGGAAGAGCGGGACUCUGUGAAACACGGACUUGAUGCUACCGCUUCCCUGUGCGAGCUCGCAUCCGCGAGAAGUACGUAUCUCCCCCAGACCCUACGCGGCCGCGUGCACAGCAGUGGCUCACUAGAAUGCUGCAGCCACGCCCUCAAUCGUGACUAUGAACUCUCUGUGUGUAAGGCUCUCCUCAUGCUGCAGAACCUCGACGGGCCGGAUGAACGCAGCUCUUCGGGACUAAACUCAUCCAUUGGUAUGGCACCAUACUGGUCGCAAGAGUUCAGUUCAUCUGACAGCGCGCACCCAAACCACCGAAACCAAGACAUCCAGGCGGAGCGCUGUCUUAAUGGUGCGUCACUGCGGUCAGGCCCACGACAUUCCAGACCGAAACUAGAGAGACGAGAUACACAACGGAGCGGCAUGGAGGCGAGUUCGCCAGCUGCUGUGUCUCCGACGACUAAAAAACACCACCUGUCGGAGGCAGAGCGGGUGUCUGGAUCAAACUCACCUUCGGUGUGUCUAUCACAUGCGUUGCUUGAAUCAGCGAUGAAGAAUCGCGUUGGCGCAACCUACAUCAUGGAAAUGCUCCUGAAGGUCCGACUACUACGGCAAGCGCAUCUGAUGAUGCGGGCGGACCUGCUGAUGAUGCGGAAACAGCAAGGACUUCAGCAGCAGCGGCUCAGCCGAGCCCUUCAAGAGGCUGUGAAGCGCCAUGAGUCAGAGAGGGAUUCCUUGAUGAGCCGCUUGCAGAAGCUCGCGUGGCUGCUACAAAAGAAAUGA
Molecule: messenger RNA, 1704 nt
Organism: Besnoitia besnoiti
Lineage: Eukaryota; Apicomplexa; Conoidasida; Eucoccidiorida; Sarcocystidae
Exons: 2
Coding region: 1-1704 (567 amino acids)
Source: RefSeq, a predicted model, not a curated record